AUGGUGCGUUCACCUCCAGACAGGCUGGGCGACAUUGCCGACUCCCGAGAUGAUACUUCCUUAGACCAGAGGCUCGAAGCGCGGCUGGCGCACCGGAGAACCCAGGGGACGCUGCGGCAAUUAAGCACUACUAAGCCAGGGAUGGUCGACUUCUCAUCUAACGAUUACCUAUCGCUCUCGACGGCGUUGCCCUCCAUACAGGACUCAUUCCUAGCCCAACUGCGAGACCGGCAGAAGGGCACUGGGACAACAAGUGAAUCAAUACUCGGUGCUGGAGGAUCUCGUCUCUUGGGCGGCAAUUCCGCCUUCGCCGAAUCUCUCGAGCACAAGAUCGCUGCGUUCCACGGUUCCCAUGCGGCCUUGCUGUUCAACUCGGCAUUUGACGCCAAUGUCGGGCUUCUCGGCUCCAUUCCACAACCUGGUGAUGUCAUAUUAUAUGACGAGUCCAUCCACGCAAGUGUUCAUGAUGGAAUGCGUUUAUCUCGCACUUCGCUGAGGAUACCCUUUUCCCAUGCGUCUGUCGUGGGAAUCGCGGCCGCAGAGAGUCUGUCCGAACCCCCAACGGCUCAGAGUGCAGGGGCGUUGGAGGACGUGUUGGAAGCCCUAGUAGGGGGUAACCCUGAUGCAAAGAUCCAUCGCCGAUUCCAUGACCCCGCCGAGGUCCAACUAUGCACAUUGAUGAACAUCAAGACGGGCGGUUGCAGCGAAGACUGCUCGUACUGCGCGCAAUCGACCAGGUACCAAAAGGGCACCGGCCUCGAAGCCAAGCGCGUCGAGUCGGUCGAGUCGGUCUUGGCCGCCGCACGCGUCGCCCGCGACAACGGGAGCACACGGUUCUGCAUGGGCGCCGCCUGGCGCGACAUGCGCGGCCGAAAGAACGCCCUGAAGAAUAUCAAGGCCAUGGUGGAGGGAGUCCACGACAUGGGGAUGGAGAGCUGCGUGACCCUGGGCAUGAUAGACGGCCAGCAGGCUAAGGAGCUGAAGGAGGCCGGGCUCACGGCCUACAACCACAACGUCGACACGAGCCGGGAGUUCUAUCCGUCCGUCAUUUCCACGCGGACAUACGACGAGCGCCUCACGACUCUGGGUCAUGCGCGGGAUGCUGGGAUCAAUGUCUGCUCCGGUGGGAUCGUCGGCCUGGGCGAGACGUCCGGGGACCGAAUAGGUCUGCUGCACACCGUGUCGACGCUCCCGACGCACCCAGAAAGCUUCCCUGUCAAUGCGCUGGUUCCGAUCAAGGGCACGCCGUUAGGUGACCAGCUGCCCAUCGAAUUCAGCAGCAUGCUGCGGACCAUCGCGACGGCCCGCAUCAUCAUGCCGGCUACCAUCAUCCGCAUCGCAGCUGGUCGCAAGACGAUGUCUGAGGAGAAGCAGGCUCUGUGCUUCAUGGCCGGGGCGAACGCCGUCUUCACAGGUGAGAAGAUGCUCACGACCGAGUGCAACGGCUGGGACGAGGACAGAGCCAUGUUUGGCCGAUGGGGGCUUGAGCCGAUGAAGAGCUUUCAGAAGUCGCGAACGCCAGGAAACCAGGGGUAG
Molecule: messenger RNA, 1536 nt
Organism: Anthostomella pinea
Lineage: Eukaryota; Fungi; Ascomycota; Sordariomycetes; Xylariales; Xylariaceae
Source: the annotation of a GenBank genome assembly